Messenger RNA from Rubroshorea leprosula, 1299 nucleotides. The record is from the annotation of a GenBank genome assembly. Lineage: Eukaryota; Viridiplantae; Streptophyta; Magnoliopsida; Malvales; Dipterocarpaceae.
AUUCUCCGAAAUAUCCGUAACCUUCUCCGUUCACGCUUUCCAUUGUUCAUCAACCAUGGAAAUAUUUUCUCUCAGAUCUCCGUUUCUGAUUGUCCUCCUUAUCAUCACCACCGUCACCACCGCCGCCGCCGAAGUAAACCUUCAAGAACUCGAUGCGGCCUUCUUCAGUCUCCGAAUCCGUGGCUAUACUCUCUUCCCUAACGCCAUAGCCACAUCGGAUGUCCUUCUCCGCCUUCUCUCGGCCGGCGCCUCAACAUCAGCAAACUGCUCCUUCACCCUCUUCUCUCCUACCGACUCCCACCUCUUCUCCCUCGACUUCUCUUCCUCCGCCUCGCUCUACACUCGGACUCUCCUCCUCCAUGUAUCUCCCUGCCGGCUAUCCGCGUCAGAUCUCUGUUCCCUCUCCCGCCCUCAAAUCGACUCCCUUCUUCCUAACCACGGUCUCAAGAUCGGAACACUUCUGGCGUCUAAAAACGGCUGUAUUCCAGGCUCGCUUACUGUGAACGGUGUGCAUGUCUCGAAGCCUGAUAUUUUUCUCGGAUCGGAUAUCGUCGUCCAUGGACUUGAUGGGUUACUUGCCGUCGUUGGAUCCAGAUUCAGGGUCAAUGACGAUAGUUCAGGUGAGCUUGUGCAAGUUUCACCAUCGAGCUGGUGUGGGAUGUGUGCUUCCUCAACGAAAUCACCGGAAACGUCGCCAACAGCUGGGAGUAGAAGGCCAAAACCGACGCCAGAUACGACAAGGCACCAUUACCUGAGAAGUGGUUCAGGUGAGCUUGAGCCAGUUUCACCAUCGACCUGGUCUGAGAUGUGUGCUUCCCCAACGAAGUCACUGGAAAGUUCGACUCCAGCAGAAAGUAGAAGGCCAAAUUCAACGCCAGAUACGAUCGAUCACCAUUACCAAAAAAUUGGUGCUGGUGAGCCCGACGCUAUUUCACCUUCGAGCUCUUGUGAGAUGUGUGCUUCCCCAGUGAAGUCACCAGAGAGUUCGCCUCCAGAAGGGAGUAGAAGGCCAAAAUCAACGACGCCGCCAGAUACGACGGACGACUAUUACCAGGGAAGUAAUAGAAAAAAAUUGCAUGAUGAUGAUUAUGGUAACUAUGGGAAUACACAUUUGCACGACAGUUUUUUCAAGUACAACCCCCAUUUUCCUCUCUGAUCAUUUGGCCUUGAAAUUGAGAGAUUGAUGGUCGAUAUAUAGAGCCGGGCUUCCUCUGUCUUUAGUUCCACGGAAAUUUCCAAUCUUCUUUCUCGGCAACCAAACAGAGGUAGUCAGAAUUCUUAUAAAUAAUAGUUUCAAUU